UCAUCCCUACCAACAGAUCAAUUAAAACCGUCCUAUGACUACUAUGUAAAGGUUCGUGCCAUAAAUGAAGCUGGAGCUGGUCCGCUUUCCGAGGCAAUUCACUUCACCACACCAAAUGGAGGACCGGAAAAUCCACCGACGGGCGUAAGUGUCGAUAUAAAUGAGGCGAACAUUGCAGUGGUACGAUGGAACCCACCCAAUUCGACAACAGAGAUUUUGAGUUAUGUCAUCUAUUUUACAAGAGAUCUUGGGCUUUCCAAUGAAGAUUACAGAGAAUGGCAAACAGUGGAAGUUCCAGCGACGCAAACA
Molecule: messenger RNA, 309 nt
Organism: Ostertagia ostertagi
Lineage: Eukaryota; Metazoa; Nematoda; Chromadorea; Rhabditida; Trichostrongylidae
Source: the annotation of a GenBank genome assembly